Cladophialophora carrionii CBS 160.54 is the source of this 1407-nucleotide messenger RNA. RefSeq lists its product as uncharacterized. Gene Ontology annotation, molecular function: 3-beta-hydroxy-Delta5-steroid dehydrogenase (NAD+) activity. The transcript has a single exon. Gene Ontology annotation, biological process: steroid biosynthetic process. Lineage: Eukaryota; Fungi; Ascomycota; Eurotiomycetes; Chaetothyriales; Herpotrichiellaceae. The record is from RefSeq and is a predicted model, not a curated record. Bases 1 to 1407 code for a protein of 468 amino acids.
AUGGAGCGCAAAAAGUACCCCGGAGAGGUCGACAUGACUCCGCGAUCGUACGGCACGGUGCUUGUCGUUGGAGGCUGUGGCUUUGUCGGGUCACGGCUGGUAGACCAGCUGCUCAACUUUCCCUCCGAGGACGCUGGGACGGCUGUGACCAAGGGCCACGCCCAGCAGACGCCUUCUUCUCUAUCAGCGGCGGCAAAAGCACCUCCUUAUCCUCCACUCGCACCUCCCUCCGCUCCCAUCCCGACACCCAACCCCGAAAAAUACCAGUCGACGACCCUCCUCCCCGCGUCCUUCCCGUCCCUUCGCUCUCGCUACCCGCCCACCAACCUCUCCAAGACGCAGGUCCACGUGCUCGAUCUAAGAUGUACCCAACAUGUCUUCCCCGGCGCGACAUACCAUUCGGCAGACAUCACAAACCCGGCGGCUAUCCUUGACGUCUUCAGAAAGGUCAGGCCCGACGUAGUCAUCAACACGGCUUCCCCGUCGUGGGAGGCACCUUCAGACAUCCUGCGGAAGGUGAACAUUGAAGGGACGCGCAUUUUGGUCGAAGUGGCAGGCGGGAAGAAGCACGGCGACUGGGGUGGCCACGUCAAGACCUUCAUCCACACAUCUAGCGCCAGUGUCGUCCACGAUGGCGACUCGGACCUCAUCAACGCAAAUGAGUUGUACCCUUAUGUCUGCCCCAACCCCCGAGAAUACUACUCCGAGACCAAAGUCUUCGCCGAGAAGCUCGUGCUCGAGGCGAACGCGAACGAGGAAUACUCGGACGGUGGGAGAAUGCUGACCUGCGCGGUCCGGCCUGCCGGGGUCGUGGGCGAGGGUGACCGCGGCGGCUUCUCCGGCGGCAUUCUGAGAACAGCCAGCGUGGCGCCUUCGUGGCAACUGCACAUCCAGCUCGGCGACAACGCCAAUCUCUUCGACAACACGUACGUUCACAACGUGUGCUUCGGCCUCUUGUGCGCGACAUCCGCCCUCCUCGAAACGUACGAACGCCGACAAAAAGGCAUGGGUGGCGUGCUGGACUUUGAGAAAGUCGACGGCGAGGCCUUCAACGUGACGAACAACUCGCCCGCCUAUUUCUGGGACUCGUCCCACUACCUGUACUCGCGCUACGGGCGGGACCUGGACCGUUCGCGCAUGACCGUGCUCCCCACGUGGUUUGCGUAUUAUAUCGGCGCCGCGGCCGAGGUGUUCAACUGGAUGACGGGGCGCAAGGGCAAGUUUAACCGGCAGACCUUGAAGUACGCGACCAUCAAUCGGUACUAUAAUUGUGAGAAAUUGAUGGAGAGGACCGGGUAUGUGCCCAUCGUGCCGCUGGACGAGGGGUUCGCGCGCAGUGUCAAGUGGUUCAAGGAGGACGAGGAACGGCAGAUGAGAGAAAAGGGCGGGUGGGAGAAGGAGAGGUAG